Molecule: messenger RNA, 1132 nt
Organism: Aphidius gifuensis
Lineage: Eukaryota; Metazoa; Arthropoda; Insecta; Hymenoptera; Braconidae
Product: sulfotransferase 1C4-like
Exons: 6
Coding region: 143-1066 (307 amino acids)
Biological process (GO): sulfation
Cellular component (GO): cytoplasm
Molecular function (GO): sulfotransferase activity
Source: RefSeq, a predicted model, not a curated record
UUACGAGUAUAUAAAUAUUAAUUUGAUUUAGUUUAAUAAUUUUAUUAAUAAUUUAAUAAAUCAAACUAACAUCGAUGAAUUAACAUGUGAAUAUAUUGACGAAAAACUGCUAAGUCCAGCUUUCAAUUCACCUUACAAAAAGAUGGUAUGGGCUGGUAAAAAAACUAAAUAUUGUUUAAAAGCACCAUGGAUGGAACAGGGUGAAGGUUUUUAUAACUUUAAAACACGUCCUGAUGAUGUUUGGGUUGUCACUAAUACAAGAUCAGGAACAACUGUUACUCAAGAAAUGAUUUGGCUUCUUCAAAAUAAUUUGGACUAUGAAACAGCAAAAAAAUUCAAUUUGUUUAAUAGAUUUCCAGAAGUUGUAGCAAGUUUGUAUCCAAAAAUGUGGAAAGGUGCUGAAGUUGUUAUUCAAGAUCAAAAUGAUAAUAAAAAAUUUAAACUUAUAAAGUGUGAUGAUAAUAAAACUUCAUAUGAAUUUUUUUCAACAUUGCCAUCACCAAGACUAUUUAAAACACAUGUUCCAUUGAGUCUUCAUGGAGACAUACUUGACAGUGGUUGCAAGAUAGUUUAUAUUGCAAGAAAUCCAAAAGAUAGACUUGUCUCUGGUUAUCAUUUUGAAACUUCUGGAGAUAAACCGUUCUUUCAUGGUGACAUUACUCGUUAUUGGAAUUUUUUUAAAAAUAAUCUGAUUCCAUAUACUCCAUAUUUUGAACAUGUUAAAGAGGCCUGGGCUUUGAAAGAUCAUCCUAAUUUAUUAUUUUUGUUCUUCGAGGAAUUGCGAGCAGAUUUACGUGGUACUAUUAAUAAAGUUGCUGAUUUUUUGGGAAAAAAAUAUACGGAAAAAGAUAUUGAUGAGCUGGCAAAUCAUCUUGAUAUUGAUAAUUUUCGUAAAAAUAAAAUGGUCAAUGAUUUAAAAGGAUUUAGCAAAGUAAAAAGUGUUUUUAUCGGAAAAGGAUUAGUCGGUGGAUGGAAAGAACAAAUACCACCUGAAGUAGAAGCUGAAAUUGACGAGUGGAUUGCUGAAAAUCUUAAAGAUAGUGAUCUUACUUUUUCAGUUAUUUAAAUAACCGCACGUCUAUGGAAUCAUUAUUAUUAAUAUAAAAUGUAGCCCACAAGUUUGAAUGACAAA